Messenger RNA from Knipowitschia caucasica, 7872 nucleotides. The record is from the annotation of a GenBank genome assembly. Lineage: Eukaryota; Metazoa; Chordata; Actinopteri; Gobiiformes; Gobiidae.
AUGGCGGACGGAGGACAUUACUACAAUGAGCAUGAUGAUCGAACUGCACCAUUUCGCAACCGCAAAGGCAGAGGGUCUCACAAGGGACGCUUUGACAGAUCACGUAGAGAUCGGCAUCGUGGCGGCCAGUUAGGAGGCUUCGGUGGACCUGGACCAAGGUCUAGGCUUGAUGACCUAGAUGGAGAUGUAACCAUGAGCGAUGGAGGCUCACAAGAUAUUGGUGGUCAGAACAGAUUCACUCCAUACGGAAGAUCAAGUCGGAAAGGUGAAGGAAGGAUAGAGCGAGACAGGCGACCAAUCAAAGGAGGUCGUGGUGGUUUCAGAGGAGGAGAACGUGGUGGGGGCAGUGGACUUGGAGCAAGGACUCGGACUGGCUGGUUUAAAGUAACUAUACCACAUGGAAGGAAAUAUGACAAAAAAUGGUUACUGACAGCACUUCAAAAUAUUUGUACUGUACCCUACACACCGGUGCAGUAUCAUGUGGAACACCACAAAGCACAUUUUUAUAUAGAUGAUACAAAUGCUGCAAAUGCCUUGCAUAAAUGUUCUCACAAGAUCACAGACACAGAUGGUUAUAAGGUGGAAGUACACGUAAAUGGCAGCAAUCCUCCAUCCUUCCUCUCAUCUGAUUUAAAGCCUGAGCACUUGGAACAUCUUAAGCAAUGCAUGGCAAAACGCUUUGAUGGCUCACAGCAAGCUCUGGACUUGAAUAACAUUCGAACAGAUCCAGACUUAGUGUCUCAGAAUGUUGAAGUUAUAUUAAACAGAAAAACAAGUAUGGAGGCAGUCAUUAAGAUUAUAGAAGGAAACAUUCCAGAGCUGACAAGCCUAAAUCUAAGCAACAACCGCAUUCACAAGUUGGAUGAAUUGACAGAACUGGUUACAAAAGUACCAAACCUAAAGAUUCUUAAUCUCUCUCACAAUGAACUUAAAACCGAUAGAGAGCUGGACAAAGUGAAAGGCUGGAAGCUUGUGGAACUUUGGCUGAACAGAAAUCCUCUGUGUGAUUACUUCAAGGACCAGGCCUCAUAUAUUAGUGCUGUGCGGCAGAGAUUUCCCAGACUUUUGAAACUCGAUGGACAUGACCUGCCCCCGCCCAUUGGUUUUGAUGUGGAAACGCCAACCACCAUACCCCAAUGCAAGGGCAGUUGUUUCGGUUCUGAUGAAAUAAAAGCACUCAUUCUCCGAUUCCUACAACAAUAUUAUAGUAUCUACGACUCAUCAGACAGACAACCACUUCUGGACGCCUACCACGAUGGAGCAUCAUUCUCCCUUACAACACCAUUCUCAACGCAAAAUCCUUCUAGGAGCAGUCUCGGUGAAUAUCAUAAAGACAGUCGUAAUCUGAAGAAAGUGAAGGAUUCUACGAUGCGGUUUCGGCUGCUGAAGCACACCCGACUCAACGUUGUGGCAUUUCUCAAUGAGCUACCUAAAACUCAACAUGAUAUUGCUUCUUUCAACGUUGACGUAAAUACCUACACAAAUACGUUAUUAUCUUUCACUGUGAGCGGAGUCUUUAAAGAAGUUGUUGUUGAUGGGAAAUCACGAGAGUCUACCAUGGCCUUCUCUCGAGUUUUAAUUACUGUCCCAGCAGGGAAUUCUGGUUUGUGCAUCGUCAAUGAUCACCUUUUUGUCAGAAUGGCAACGACAGAAGAAAUACGCAAGGCAUUUGUUGCUCCUGCCCCAACUCCGUCUUCAAGUCCUGUUCCAACUCUCACCGCUCCGCAGCAGGAGAUGUUAACUGCCUUUUCUCUGAUGUCUUGCAUGAACCUGGAAUGGUCUCAAAAGUGCCUCCAGGACAAUGAGUGGGAUUUCAACAGAGCUGCUCAAAUCUUUACUCAACUGAGGAGUGAUGGCAAAAUCCCAGAUAGGGCUGUAUCGCACUCGUUCUCCGCCAGCUCUUCUCCCCCUCUCCCCGCUGUGUCUGGGCCCAUGUCUCGCUGGCUUUUCCCCUGGUCGGGCUCCAUCAAGAAGCGGGCCUGUCGAUACCUUUUACAACACUACCUCGGGCACUUUCUGCAGGAGAGACUGAGCCUCGAUCAACUGGGUCUGGACUUGUUUAACGGCAGCGGUGUCAUCAAGGAAAUUCACCUCGAUGUGUGGGCGGUCAAUGAGCUGUUGGAGUCAGUGGGGGCACCUCUGGAGAUAGUUGAUGGCUUUGUGAGCAGUAUAACGGUAACCAUACCAUGGCAAGCUCUGCUCACUGAUCACUGCACGUUGGAAAUCUCUGGUCUGCAGAUAACAUGUCGGCCCAAGUACAGAACAAGUGGAGGGUGGGACUCGCAGGGUUGGUCAUCAAGCAUGACGUCCAGCAUGCAGUUGGCCCAGGAGUGUCUUAAGGAUCCUCCUGAGACAUUGGAAGAACCGGCCGCUCCUUUAGAAGGGCUUGAAAUGUUUGCACAAACUAUUGAGACGGUUUUACGUCGCAUUAAAGUCACUUUUAUAGACACUAUUGUUCGUAUUGAACACCAACCCCUGGAUCUGGAAACGGGUGUGGCCUUAGAAGUGAAGAUUAAACGGCUGGAGUACUUUGAUGAAGCAGUGCGGGACCCUGCUUGUCAAACAACUGUGCCAGUCGACAUCCACCAGCCCCCUGCUGUCCUGCACAAGAUCCUGCAGCUCAGUGCAGUUCAGUUAUUUUAUGACAGCACUGGGUUCAUACAGGAUCAAACUGAUCAGACUAAUGCAGCCACAGAGGCACAGAAAGAGGACAAUUAUAAUGGGGAUGAGGAGAGUCCUGUCUCUCAGCCUCUUCUCAUUGGAAGCUGCUCUGGAUUUAUUGAAACCAUUGUGAAGAUCAAACAGAAUGACAUGCUUCCAGGACCAAAGCUGGAGUUGGAGGGGAAGGUGGGCUGUGUUCACUUGCUGCUGUCUCCUGAUCAAAUAACCCACCUCACUGACCUGCUAGCAGCCCUUUGCAUAAGCACAGAGCUUGACAAUAAAGUAGGUGGUGUGCUCUGUCGCCCAAUGGACUCUGAUGAUCUGCGUAUGAUUGAGGAAGACCUCAGUAAACAACUUGGCUCCAGCCCAAGAGAUGAAGAUUGGGAAGAUGAGGCCGAGCUUGAACCUUAUGUGACUGGGCUGGAAAAUGGAGAAAUGUUUUACUCAAUGGGUCCUGCAGGGAUGAGUAAUAGUGUUACAUCUGUUCGCUCUGGAAGUGAAAUGUCAGACAGUGAUAUGGAGUCUUCUUCUCAUAGUUAUUCUAGUCUCUCACAGCCCACAGUAUUAACUGCACAGGGAAUGGUGAAUUGUCCAAGACGAUAUCCAGUAGCUGGCUGUUUGUCAAGUCUUCCACAAGCCACCACAAGGCUGAGAGGACGAUCCCGCAGCAGCCCGACGGAGCAUAUGAAGCCUGAUGCUCUGCUGCGUCUGACGCUGGGUGGACUCACACUCACUCUUCUUGAAGAGGACCCCUCCACCAGCAGCCAGGGGCCCGCGGCAUUAGCCCUGAUGUCGCAGGUCUUCUUCAAAGAGCUGGCCUCCUUUAAGGACAGCAUGUUUAGUGAAAGAGACUUCCACCAUCUAAGGGUUAGCUUUGCUAAAGCCUGUCCACAUUCCCACCUCAGGUUAACUGGAGCGGCAGUGCAGGUUUCUUGUGAAAUGCGGAGUGGCAGGCGCUGCAGCCGGGCUGUGACUUCUGACCUCUCCUUCAGCAGACUGGAGCUGCUGGAGUGCCUUUGGCAGGAGGACCAGCCACAAUACAGUGAGCUGAUUCAGUUUCAGAAAGCUGGUUUAUUCACGGUGGGGUCUACAGCCAGGCCGUGUGCUCAGCUGCACUACAGCCUCAGUGAAAAGCAACAGAGGAAGGGGAAACAGCGGGUUUUGAGAAGAGAGAGUGUUGUACGAAUUGAAUUGGCAGAGCUGACCACUGAGCUGGACCUGGACAUCCUGAGUCGUUUACAUAACCUGAGCACAGCGUUCAGCCACUGCCCAUCUCACAGUUCAGGCUCCGGACAAACACAGACCCAGAGCAGUGAGCUGUAUUCCUCCUUUUCGCUCCUCUCUCCUCACGCCGUCCUCAGAUUGCGCUUUCCUAUACCAGACCUGCGGCCUCUUUCAAAGCGCAGACCUCCUACUCAAAGGGCAGUUCGUCAAGAGACUUUGGUUCUGGAACUGUCUGAACUCGAAGUCAAACACCAAGGAGCUCCCGACCUGCAGGAGCAGACUGUCCCAGGCCAGCCCUGGACCCCCAGCCUCACGCAGCUGCUCGAGGCUUCAUUUACAGACCUUCAUGGUUCAUACGAGGGCUGGGAAGGAGGAUCUUUUCCAUGUAUCAGAAUACAGAAGAUUAGGGACUCUGUUCCCAAGAUCUCGGUGCGUGUGCAUGGAGGUGAGAACGAUGACCCGACAACAGGAAUAGGAGGCCACAGCAGAGACCAACGAGCCGCCUUCUUUGAAAGCCAUUGUGAACUUCAGGAUAAAACCAGCUCUCCUUUCUCUUCUAAUCGGACAAUGUUUGAAACGGAGGAGAUGGUGAUUCCUGCUGAUGCAGAAGAGAUGAGACAGUUUCAAGCCCAGUGUGUGGCUCAUUGUCAGUGUGCUGUGGACUUCAGCUUGCCUUUGGUUUACAUCCUGUUACCCAGCAAGCAGGCCUUUCAGAGUAUCUACAACAGAAUCAAUAACGAUCUUCUGAUGUGGGAAUCGCCACCCCCUCCUUCAGACAAGAAACCUGAUCAUAGCCAUAGAUAUGAUGAGUUUCAUCUCUGCAAAUCCGCUUUCAGACUGGACUCUGACUCGGAGGAGGAGGAGCCUUCUUACCACUCAGCCAAUGAACGCUCUGGUAAAGCUCAGACAGCCGCUCGUCCUGGUCAUACCCUCAGCCUCUUGUCCUUGACCGUGGUCAUUGACAAAGGUCGCCUUCAGGCUCGGACUGAUGAGAAGGAAGAACAGGGUCAAGGAGAGUUUGUGUUGGACCUUGAAGAAGGGAAGAUCUUCAGUGUGGCACAAUAUCAGAAUGAUCCUAACCUAAACUACCUAUGUGUGGAAAGCAGAAAAGUUGAGCUCUACCAUCAAGCUGUUGUUAAAGACCUCUUAGUGCCUCCACGCCUGGACAUCUCACAGUUUCAUCCUCCAAAACACCUCAACCAGACCAUUUAUCCGACAGAAGUUGGUGUAAGCAGUGUCAGUGGCAGAGAAGCCGAUACAAUGAUGUUGUCCACUGCUAUUAAAAUCACACUUGACCAACAAAAGAAUGUUAAGGAAUUUCUUGUUGCUCUUCGACUGCAAGGAGCCACCAUGAGACAUUACAUGACACAUAUAGAUCAAAGCUGGCAUGAACAGCUUGUUGACUUUUUUGAUGUUAUUGAUGAUCCUAUUCUGGGAUACACUUCUCCCGCUGUCAUCACUGUUCUCCAUACGCAGCUUGCUUCAUGUGCUGUUGACUACCGACCACUGUAUUUACCACUGCGAGUGCUGCUCACAGCAGAGUCCUUUUCUCUGUCCAGUAAUAUCAUAGUUGACACGGCAACAUUUCACCUCAGAUUUAUUCUUGAUGAUUCUGCCCUCUACCUCUCUGACAAAUGUGAGACCAACACGGUGGACUUGAGAAAAGAUUACGUGUGUAUUCUGGACAUCGACUUGUUGGAGCUCGCCAUAACCACAUGGAAAGGAAACUCUACCGGUAAAUUGACCCAGCCACUGUUUGAGCUGCGUUGUUCUAAUAACGUGGUCCACCUUCACACCUGCGCUGACUCCUGUGCUGCUGUGGUCAACCUGCUGCAGUAUCUAGUGUCUCAGGGCGACUUGCACCCUCCUCCGCGUCACGCCUCCCCCACAGAGAUUGCUGGCCAGAAAUUACCACUGCCGGAAAGUCCUGCGUCUGUGGUGGUUUGUCAUCCAGCUGAGACUGCAGAGAUUAACCAGUGUGACCUGACAGACGCCUUAAUCGACACAGAGAAGAGCCACGCAGAAGAAAGUUUGGACGCUGGCCCAGGUGCUGUCCCGCGAGGCUCCCCUGUCUCUGUGUACCUGUUUCCCGGUGAGGCAUCUAAGCAAAGUCCCACCGGUCUCCCAGCCGAAGAGUCUGAGCUGGAUGAAUUGGUUUCUACGGCGACAGAAGCUCAGCCGGACAUGACUAUGUCUGAUGAAGCUUCAGACGGCUCCACGGACAAUGACGACUUCUGCAUUUUGGAAGCUCCAGGAAUGGGAAUUCUUCCCAGAGAUGGGGAGCCGGUGGUCACAGUUCUGGCCCAGGGUCCCAUUCGACUGAAAGAGAGUCAUUUCUCCAGACCCAGAGGCAGCUCCGACCUGCUUCGCGCUCCCAGCCGCUUCCCCGUGCCCAAGAACAGAAUGGUGCUGCGCGAGAUUUCUGUGGUCUGGCAUAUUUACGGAGGAAAGGAUUUCGGAGGCAAAUCCGGACCUAUACAAACUCCAAAUGUUUACAGGGCUCGUUCAGUUCCUGCCGGUGUUAGAGGAUCUCCGUCUCGCACUGUGGGAUCUUCUCGUCCCCAAAAUUCCUGGCGUGGAGCUGGAGGCAGUGGGCGCCAACACUCGAUGCUUAUGGAGAUCCAACUCACCAAGGUUUCGUUCCAACAUGAAACCUACUUGGAGGGAGACGCAGCAGGAGCAAUGGGGCUGAGCGGAGAGCAGCCACUGUCCCGACAAGUGUUCAUAGUCCAGGAGCUGGAAGUGCGCGACCGCCUGGCCUCCUCGCAGAUAAACAAAUUCCUCUACCUCUACACCAGCGAGAGCAUGCCACGACGAGCCCACUCCAACAUGCUGACGGUGAAGGCUCUGCAGGUGUGUCCAGAGUCUGGCCUUGGUGGUCCGGAAUGCUGUCUCAGGGUCAGCUUGUUGCCUUUAAGAUUAAACAUCGACCAGGACGCACUCUUUUUCCUGAAGGAUUUUUUUAGUAAUUUAGCGUCCUCCGUUAACCCGUAUCUUCCCAUGGACCCAGCCACUGAAGUAAAAGCUGACUCCACACAGAAGGAGGAGGUCGACACUGGCCUGGGGCUCGAUCUGUCGGCGUCAGUGGAAACUACCUUCAGUGAAAGAAGCACCUCUUCUGCAGGCUCCACCUCCUCCACUGAACAGCCCAUCUAUUUCCGGGAGUUUCGUUUCACCUCUGAAGUGCCUAUUUGGUUGGAUUAUCACGGCAAACACGUUGUCAUUGAGCAGGGAACGUUUGCAGGCAUUUUGAUUGGCCUGGCACAGUUAAAUUGCUCAGAGCUAAAGUUGAAGAGGCUCUGUUGUAGACAUGGUCUUCUUGGUGUUGACAAAGUGAUCCAGUAUGCCGUCACUGAAUGGCUGGCAGAUAUUCGGAAGAAUCAGUUGCCGGGGAUUUUGGGAGGUGUGGGGCCGAUGCAUUCUGUUGUACAGCUUUUUCACGGAGUGCGCGACUUGUUCUGGUUACCUAUAGAGCAAUAUAGAAAAGAUGGACGCAUUAUUCGAGGUCUCCAGAGGGGGGCAGCUUCUUUCGGCACCUCUACUGCCUCGGCUGCUCUGGAACUGAGCAACAGGCUGGUCCAGGCCAUACAGGCCACUGCAGAGACGGUGUACGACAUCCUCUCUCCGACCCCUCCUCUGAAUCGCCUCGCCAUUACUGAAGGACGGGCCACAUCCAACCGGUCACGACGAACAGCGCAGCCGGCUGAUCUGAGGGAAGGAGUGGCUAAGGCUUAUGACACCGUCCGAGAGGGAGUGAUUGACACAGCGCAGACUCUGUGCGAUGUGGCCUCUCGCGGACACGAACAGAAGGGUCUCCCCGGUGCUGUGGGCGGGGUUCUGCGGCAGAUCCCACCCACUGUGGUCAGACCUUUGAUAGUGGCGUCCGAGGCCACCUCCAAUCUUCUCGGCGGCAUGAGGAACCAGAUCAAGCCAGACGCCCGAAAGGAGGACUUUCUUAAAUGGAGAACAGAGGACAGCCAAGACUGA